AUGUCUUUGAAAAAUACUUUGAAUCAAAUUAUUCCGCACAUCCGAUUCUUCGAAAUUCCUUCAAAAGAUUUUUAUCUUAAGGUUUGGCCUUUUAAGAAAGUGUUGUCUCAAGCUUUCGUUGAAGAUAUUUUGUCAUUUCAUAUGACAAGUGCUCUACCUAAUCAAAUAACGUUAAUCCCUCGUCAUGGAAGAAUUACCGUUGAUUCAACGAUAAUUAAUUCGAAACAUACGGCCAUCCUUAAUAACUGGAUUCAAAGGGAGGAUGCUAACGCAAAAAUCUCAAAUGAUAGUAAAUAUGAUUUUACACUUAUUUAUCGUGGAAGUAGGGAUGGUUUUGAUAGCAAUCCUGUGAUUUGUUCAUGUAAAGGGGGGAAUAAAGCAACUCUUUUGAUUAUUAAAAUCAGUGAUGAUGAUGAAACUAUACUUGGUGGUUAUAAUCCUAUUGGUUGGAAAUAUAAUAAUAAUUUUUAUGACCAAUGGGCGUCUACUAGUGAAAGUUUUAUUUUCUCUUUUAAAAAAGAUUUGACAAAUGCCAAGAUUAGUCGAGUAUUAAAUGGCUCUAAGGCAAUAUAUGAAUCGAGCGCAUUUAAAUUUAAUUUCGGCAAUAGCGACUUGGUCGUUAAUCAUAAAAAUAAGGGUGGUACGUGUAAGAAAAGACAUUAUGAAAGUAGCAUCUUAGAUUCGGAGAAUUUUAUGUUUGAAGAAAUGGAGCAUGCCAAGAUACGUUCUUUUGAUAUCAGUAAUAAGGAUCAACCAGCUGUGUUCAAGAAUCAAGACAAUGACUUUAAACGUUUAGAGAAAAGUCCUUUUGGAAAUCAGCAAUUUCAGCAAGUGACCUUUUUGAUAAAUCAGAAAAAUCUAGCAGAUGAAAUUCUAAAAUUUGAAUUUAAUGAUUCGUCUCUUCAAGGUUGUGGUCAAACAUAG
Funneliformis mosseae is the source of this 924-nucleotide messenger RNA. The record is from the annotation of a GenBank genome assembly. NCBI's taxonomy places the organism in Eukaryota, Fungi, Glomeromycota, Glomeromycetes, Glomerales, Glomeraceae.